Emiliania huxleyi CCMP1516 is the source of this 1377-nucleotide messenger RNA. Its product is annotated as putative L-threonine 3-dehydrogenase. Gene Ontology annotation, molecular function: L-threonine 3-dehydrogenase activity. Bases 19 to 1173 code for a protein of 384 amino acids. Lineage: Eukaryota; Haptophyta; Isochrysidales; Noelaerhabdaceae. Gene Ontology annotation, biological process: L-threonine catabolic process. The record is from RefSeq and is a predicted model, not a curated record. The transcript is spliced from 5 exons.
CUCAAUACCAACACACACAUGUUCAGGCGGCGCGUCGCCUCACGGCUCGUCUCGAGGUCGUGUCUGGCCGCGCCCGCCUCGUCCUCGAGGCCACUCUCGUCGGCCGCCGGCGGCGCCGUCCUCUUGACGGGCGCGUGCGGCCAGGUCGGGCAGGAGCUGCUGCCGGCGCUCCGCGCCGCCUACGGGGCGGACAACGUGAUCGCGAGCGACGUGCGCAAGCCGCCGCCGGGCGCGGACGACGGCGGCCGCUUCCUCUACCUCGACGUGACGCAGGCCGCCGAGCUCUCGCGCAUCGUGACGGAGCACCGCGUCGGUACGAUCGUCCACCUCGCCGCGCUGCUGUCGGCGACGGGGGAGAAGAACCCGCAGCUGGCCCUCGCGGUGAACAACAUGGGCGUGAGCAACGUGCUCGAGGCGGCGCGCCUCAACGGGCUGCGCGUCUUCUCGCCCUCCACCAUCGCGGUCUUCGGGCCCUCGUCGCCGAAGCAAAACACGCCCGACGAGACGGUGAUGAGGCCGACGACCAUCUACGGAGUGACCAAGGUGCACCUCGAGCUGCUGGGCGAGUACUACCACGCCAAGUUCGGCGUCGACUUCCGCUCGCUGCGCUACCCGGGCGUCAUCUCCUCGGCCGCGAUGCCCGGCGGCGGGACAACCGACUAUGCCGUCGAGAUCUACCACGCCGCACUCGCGCGCGACCAGUACGAGUGCUUCCUGCGCGAGGACACCGAGCUGCCUAUGAUGUACAUGCCGGACCUGCUCUCCGCGACGAUCGGGCUGAUGGAGGCGCCGGACGAGGCGCUGACCCAGCGCACGUACAACAUCGGCGCCAUGUCCUUCACGCCGGAGCAGCUCGCCGCCUCGAUCCGGCGCGUGCGGCCGCACUUUGCGAUGAGCUGUGCGCCAGACUUUCGGCAGGCGAUUGCGGAGACGUGGCCCCAGGCACUCGACGACUCUGCGGCGCGGCGGGACUGGGGGUGGCAGCCGAGGUACGACCUCGACGCAAUGACGGACGACAUGCUGCGCGUCCUCAGCGCGCGCAGGGACGCGGAGGCGGCGGAGGCGGCGGCGGCGGCCGCGGCGCGGCUGGCGGAGGAGAGCAGGGCGGCGGCGCUCAAGCGGAAGCGGAUGACAGAGUUCCUCGCCGCCGCCGAGGAGCCGGUCAAGGUCUGACACUUCCAGCGCGGGGCGGCGAGCCGGCGAGCUCUCGAGUGGCGCAUACAGUCGCGCGCCGGGGGAAUGCGAUCGGAGGUCUGCACUCUUCUUCUCUGCGUCUCCACCCGUAGUGUGCACGCUCUCGGUGUGCCCCUCGAUCGCGCCUCGCUUGCCUGGGUUCGCGAUCUUCGAUUACUUUUGGUGCAGUUGCGGCAUUUGCAU